AUGACUAGGUCACCAAUUCCAGCAUCUCCUCCGAUGACAAUGAGAUAUUCGCUAUUCACUAAUACGGAUACGAAUAUGCUUUAUCCUUCGGUCACCGCAGCACUAGUACGAGAUGUCUUGUUCAUACGGAAAUACGAUGCGAACUUCCCAUUGAAAAUGGAACGUUCAUCGAUAGUUCAGUAUGCAAUGCCCAUCGAAUUGGUUCUGCCGCUUUCUACCUGUACAUUCAUAUUACAUUACAUUCGAUAUAUGCGGAGGUUUGCAUGGGAGAUUGGGGUUAUUUGGGGAUGUCGGACGGACGUUGCAUAUGGUGCCAUGUGCGAUGUGCAACUUGGUAUGUUGUGGUACGAUAAUGAUCUGCGGCGUGGGGAAAUUGUUGUUUGUAUAUCGGGUUUCGGGUCGGAGAAGGGAUAUGGGGAAAACUCGGACUACAGUCUUGAUCUAGAAUGGAGAAAGAUGGAUCAAUGCCCCGAAGAAGGGAAAAGAGGUAGGUCUUGUUUGCGGCAGGCAUUGCAAGGGCAGAGUGUAGAAGGGGCAUUGCCACAUGAUAUUCGUUCUUUCACGUACGUCUUCUGCGCGUCUUCUGCGAGAACCGUGUUCGAGAGCAACAUUUCUCACGGAGAGUCUUAUGGUAUGGAACUGGCCAUCAGCCAGGAAAAGGAAGCUGUGGCAUAG
This is a messenger RNA of Botrytis byssoidea, 675 nucleotides long. RefSeq lists its product as uncharacterized. The record is from RefSeq and is a predicted model, not a curated record. NCBI's taxonomy places the organism in Eukaryota, Fungi, Ascomycota, Leotiomycetes, Helotiales, Sclerotiniaceae. The transcript is spliced from 3 exons. Bases 1 to 675 code for a protein of 224 amino acids.